GAGCCGGCAGCGUUCCGGCUCCCGCGACUGUAAGGCGCGCGGUGCCACUGCCCGGUGGCCCCGGCUUCCGCGUCCCAGGCCCGGCUCAGCCCCGGCCUCCGCCCCGCUCCCGCCCCAGCCGCGGCCCGCCGAGCCCGCGGGCAACCGAGCCGCCAGCGACGCCCGCACAGCCGCGGGGGCCCGGGCGGGGGGCCAUGCCGUGCCGGAGGGAGGAGGAGGAGGAAGCCGGCGACGAGGCGGAGGGGGAGGACGACGACGACAGCUUCCUCCUGCUGCAGCAGUCGGUGACUCUGGGCGGCUCGGCCGACGUGGACCGGCUCAUCGCCCAGAUCGGCGAGACGCUGCAGCUGGACUCGGCGCACGACGGCCCGGCCUCACCGUGUGCUGCCCCGGGUCCCCCGGCCCCGCCUCCGCCCCCGCGGGUCCUGGCGACGCUGCCGGCGGACAAGGCCGGGGCCCCGGCGAGGCGGCUGUUGUGGCCGGCCGCGCCUGCGGAGGCCGGGGACCCGGCGCCCCCGGGGGCCGUGCGCUGCGUGCUGGGAGAGCGUGGGCGCGUGCGGGGCCGGGCGGCUCCAUACUGCGUGGCGGAGCUCGCCGCGGGCUCCAGCACGCUGCCCGGGCCCGGGCGGCGGGGAUGGCUCCAGGGUGCCGUGGCAUCUCGGCGAAUCCAGCAGCGGCGAUGGGCCCCAGGUGGAGCGCGUGCUGGCGACGACGACCCGCACCGGCUCCUGCAGCAGCUCGUGCUCUCGGGGAACCUCAUCAAGGAGGCGGUGCGCAGGCUCCAGCGAGCGGUUGCCGCGGUCGCAGCCACGAGCCCCGCGAGCGCCCCGGGGUCCGUGGGUGGCCGAAGCGGACCGGACUCAGUCACCCUGCAGUCCUCGGACGCCUGGCUCUGACCCGGGGUUCCCGGAGAAGGAAGACGACGCGGCUACUCCGAUCCAACAGUGUUCUGGUCCGGACAGUCCGGAGCUAAAGCCGUCGUCCAUUCCACGGGCUACAGCCCCAAAGUUACGGGCCGUGCGAGGCUGUUAGAGAAAACGGACUCGGCUGUGCAGCAACGGCAGCCGAGGACCUGGGAUUUACCGAGAGAACUGUGGCAGCUACUUGAUCGACUUGGACCUGACUUAGCCCUUAGGGGACGUCGUGUGCUUGGAUUGUUUAUAGAUGUGGCUCAUAGGGGCGGGAGUCAGGAGGGCUUUCUAACAAUACUUGAAAACGA
Messenger RNA from Peromyscus eremicus (cactus mouse), 1219 nucleotides. RefSeq names its product FRAT regulator of WNT signaling pathway 2 (gene Frat2). The record is from RefSeq and is a predicted model, not a curated record. The transcript has a single exon. Gene Ontology annotation, cellular component: cytoplasm. Bases 195 to 896 code for a protein of 233 amino acids. NCBI's taxonomy places the organism in Eukaryota, Metazoa, Chordata, Mammalia, Rodentia, Cricetidae.